UCCGUUUCCUGCUCUUCACUCUUCAGAUUUGAAAAAAGUCCUCAGAACAAAUCUACCAUUUUACUUUCGCUUGUAUACGAUUGAUUAUUAUGCUUCGAUUUUGAACCCGCUGAAGAUGGCCACUUUAACGUGAACAUCGUCGGAUCGUUUCAUAAGUGAAUGGCACUCAGUGCACGUUGUAUACAACAGCGCAAACUAGACAACAACUGAGAAAUGGCCGAUGUGCCCAUGGCCAACGGGCAUUUGGAGCCCGGGGAACUAGCCCUUCUGGCCGCUACAUCGGCUGCACACCACCCCGACCCCCCUCUCCCCAAUGGCCCCCACGUGAUCGUCUCCAGCCAGCCGCAGCAGUGGCGGGAUAUCCAGGCACAGUUCGCCGAGUGGUCGCGGGAGAUCCAUCCGGGGGAACUGCUGUCCACGCCCGCCUUUACUCUCUACGACGCCAUGUCGGCCAUCGAGCUCAUGGAUGUGAAGAUGGAUAUCGGGUUGUCGCUCAAGGACCGAAAGAUCAAAUCCUUCGAGGAUGGUGUCGUGAAAGGCCUGAUGAAACUGGAGGGUUUCAGCUCAAGCGAUUAUCUGGCUGUGAUGGACCGGAGUCUGCCGUUUGUGAUAAUGUGGAUGCAGGGCCACUGUGUUGCUCAAACCGUCUUCACGCUGCUUUACCUCCACAAACCGGAGGCACUGCGGGACGAACUCAUGCACGCCUACUGUGUGACGCUGCUGGAGCUGAUUGAUCAUGUCCGGCAGAUUAUGCUGGAUGGCGGCGUCGUCGAGGAAGAGGACUUCCAGGUGAUGUCGCCGAUCAGCAUCCCCAACCUCUUCAACGACCCCAGCAAACCCCGCUCCGCCCUCUCGAAAUCUCUCAAAAUUGCCGAGGAGACCUGCGCCCGCAAUGCCCGCCGGCUGAAAUCCGCGGCCUCCCCGGCGGAAGUCGACGAAGCAGCGCGCUGGAACGCCAUCGCCCUGCGCUUCAAGUUCCUCCGCACCCUGGUGCAGUUUCUCUCGGCGUUCCGCUGGCGGUCGGACGCCUUCUUCACCGAAGCGCCACAGCAGUUGGAGGUGCUGCAGACCACCCUGGAGAAGAUUGUGGGAGGAUACUUUCUGGACGGGGAGCGGGUACUGCAGGCGCCGGGUUUUGAGCCGCUGAUUAAUCUGCAUUUAUUGCCGCCGUCCUUUCCCCGGCACACCCCGUUGACGCUGGGUGAAGAGACGUUCGUCUUUAUGAAGCGGCUGGUGGACGGGUUGAAAGUGGUGAUGAGCGUGAGGGAGAAUGUGGGGAAGUUGGAUGUGCUGUUGGGUAUGUUGCGGAAAGAGUGUGGGCUCUCGUCGUUGGCGCUGAUCAGGUCGAUGAUGCAGAUUGUGAUCAGCCACUCCCUGGGCAUCAAUCUCCACUCCCCUCAUUCCUAUCCCUCCGCCCCGAUUUCCCAACCGCCUCCGUGGUUCCUAUUGCCGUUGAGUGACGGCAUCAUGGAGUCCAUCCGCGUCUUCACCUCCGCGCCCGUCUUCCUGAAUUCGCAUCUACCCCAGUCUGCCGAAACGACGGAAUACGCGGGAACGUUCGUCCGCAGUUGUGUGACGGUCUUCUCCAAUUUACUGCGGGUGUACGGGCUGAAUAAGGCACGACAGCGGGAUGCGCUGGGCGUGGCGCUGGUGGAUGUGUUCACGCUGCAGGAGGACGCCGAGAAGCUGGAUGAUUAUUUCAAUCAGCAGUUAUUGGAACAACGUCUGCCGGGAUUUACACACCACUUUUGCCUGGCAUCGUGGACACUGAUGACGAUGCUGCACUGCAUGAGCGAGUACCUGUUAUCGGGAUUCGAGCUGGAUUUGUACGCGCCGACGGAGCUGCACUUUGUGUACUGGUAUCUGUACGAUGUGCUGUACCACUGCGAAAUCCAGACGGUGGCGCGCGCCGAUAAUGCGGUGCGGGAGAAUGAAACCGCGUUGGGAGCGUUCUUGGAGAAUGAAGCACGCAUGGUUCGCAAGAACGGCAAGAAGAAGCCGCCGCUGAAGAGCAAAACCUCCGAUUCCAGUCUGAACUCCCGACCGCACCGCGGGGUGCUGGCGCGGGCGCAAUCCCUCCAUUACCUGUGUGGCGCCUACCAGCUGACCGUGCUCGGUCUGCAGAUGCAGGGUAAAAUCCGUCCCAGUGAUGACUCUCUGGACAACGAAGAAUUCCGCUAUUAUAAUCGGUUGAUGCCGUUUAUGGAGCGCAACGCACCGGCCUUUGUCGAUUAUGAGCACUACUGCGCAGUGCGCUCCGUUCUGUGUGAGCAUCAGCUCUUCCCUGGUCGGCUGGACUUCGAUAAGAACAAUGAGAGCAAUGCGGUUGUGAUGGAUAUUUUCCGGAGGGCAUCGCAGAAUAUUCAGAAUGCUGAGAAGUUGUUUCCCUACUGGGCUGAUGAGGACCAAAAAGUGCGUUUGACAAAAGUUUGUCGACGGAAUGAUGUGAUUUUGAAAAUUCUUGCCACUGGACGAAAUUGCAAGAGCGUGGAGCUGGUGCACGAUGAGCAUCCGUGGUUUCCUAGUCUGAAACUGGUGUGACGCAGUGAACACAGUGGAUAGAUUGUAUGCAAUUUUUGCGAGUAUUUUCCGUUGUUGAUGGGGUGGCUUGUCAAAACGGAGGGGUGGUGCUGAUUGGUUUGCUUCCCGGUUGUGGUCUGUGCGUGGACAAUGCAGGGCUUUCCCCUUUUUUCAACUUCGUCUCUUCCUUCCAGUGUACUUCGGUUAUUCUUUCUCGUUCAGUUUGAAUUUCCUGUCUGUUUAGUUCAUCUACUGGAAUUUACAUAAAAAAUUCAGUCUGAAUCCGAGAGAAUAUUUCCUAACCUCUGCAAAAAAAAUAAUAAA
Paramacrobiotus metropolitanus is the source of this 2844-nucleotide messenger RNA. Its product is annotated as N-alpha-acetyltransferase 35, NatC auxiliary subunit-like. Gene Ontology annotation, biological process: N-terminal peptidyl-methionine acetylation. Gene Ontology annotation, cellular component: NatC complex. The record is from RefSeq and is a predicted model, not a curated record. Bases 214 to 2541 code for a protein of 775 amino acids. The transcript is spliced from 9 exons. Lineage: Eukaryota; Metazoa; Tardigrada; Eutardigrada; Parachela; Macrobiotidae.